AUGACUUACGAAAGCUAUACUGUUGCGGUGAUAUGCGCCAUGAGCUUCGAAAUGAGCGCUUUUCGUUACAUGCUGGAUAGAGAGCACCCUCGCCUGCAGAGAAAAGAAGGCGAUAACAAUACUUAUGUUUUAGGCGAAUUAUACGGAAACAAAAUUGUACUUGCAUGUCUCCCUGGGAAUCAAGGAAAAGGAUCUGCAGCAACUGUGGCAACCAAUUUGGCGCGAACAUUUCCUGCUAUAACAUUAAGAUUUCUCGUGGGAAUAGGUGGAGGAGUGCCGAGUAAGAAGCAUGAUAUCCGUCUGGGUGAUGUGGUUGUGAGCAUGCCUAGCGGACAAUAUGGUGGCGUGGUGUAG
Trichoderma harzianum CBS 226.95 is the source of this 354-nucleotide messenger RNA. RefSeq lists its product as hypothetical. Gene Ontology annotation, biological process: nucleoside metabolic process. The transcript has a single exon. Gene Ontology annotation, molecular function: catalytic activity. Lineage: Eukaryota; Fungi; Ascomycota; Sordariomycetes; Hypocreales; Hypocreaceae. The record is from RefSeq and is a predicted model, not a curated record. The coding region runs from base 1 to 354 and encodes 117 amino acids.